UUUAUUCAGCCUCGCUUAACGAGCUCAGUGAGCUCUGUGGGACCAAAGGGGUUCUCAAGGAAUCAUUAAAGUGCUAAUGUCCCUCUGCAAAAUCGCUUCUAAAUUUCGAUUUAUCUCAAGGAUGAAAUAAAGGCUAGACACAAGGACACUUUGCCUUCUUCAAAAUUUCCGCUUUUCUUUUAAACGUUGUUUUUUCUUUUAUGAGUCCACAGUCACCGGCUUAUCGUUCAUCUGUUGGCUGUCUUGCUUUGUUUUGGCUAAAAGGAAAAUAAACAUAUAUUAUCCUAUAAAAUAACAAAUGUGACACGUAACAUGCCGAGCAUUUAGAAUAAAACAAAAGGCUCUCUAAGUUUGGAUGUGCUUGACGCCUUACAGAGGGACAUUGCGAGAGUGAGAGAGGGGACAGAUCUGCUGCAAGGUGUCCUGAGAAUUUCACCGCGAGCUGAAGCCUGGCACCGCAGACAUGGACAGAUCGGUACCUUUGCUUUUGAUUUACGGUACAGCACUGUUUCUCACUGGCUCGUGUGAAGAUUCAUCCUGGAGUCACGUAAGUUCCGGUCCUGCCAGUGAUCCGACGGCCUCAUCCUACCUGGACCUGCUAGAUUCCUCAGAACAGACCGACUUAGGCCCUGUCCCUCCCAACGCCUUUGUCACUCCUAAUUUCCUGAUUACUUCUCAGGAGUCUGGCUUUUCCAGUGAAGAAAAUGAUGGUUCAAAGUACACAUGGGAUGAUGUGGACGAUCCAAAUAACACCAGUAUGGAGGUUGACAUGCCAAAAGGCUACAAUUCUAUUUUUAUGCAGCCAUCUUCUCCCCCAGAUCUCAUCCCAGAUGAUGUGAAUUCAUCCAGUUCCCUCUCCACCACAAAAUCCAAAGUCAGCCAGUCUGACUUCUGGGAGGUAAAUGAUGAAACUGGGGAAAAUCAGUAUAACUUUGUAGAUCCAAGUUCUACUUCUGUGGCAAGUCCUUCCUCCGAUAUGAAAUAUCAGACAGAAAAAUCAGUCCUGUUCAUGACUGAGGAUCUCCAAGAGCAAACAACUGAGGGCUACUACAACACGUCUGUCAAUUACACCAUGGCUCUCCUAGAUGCUGAAGUGUCAAACCAGGAGCUGCAAGCAGACUCAGAGGAGUUGCCUUCAUCAGCAUCAGAGGCCGAUACUCCCACCUAUCCUGAAAGGUCUUCUGAGGAUUUUUCAGAAAGGGACAUUUUGUUGGACACCAUUGCCAUGGUUACUGUAGUACACAGAGGAGUUGACAUUAAAGCCGAGGAAGGUGAUUCUGACCUUACAGCCAAGCUGUCUACAGUAUCAUCUGCAAACUCUGUGGAAGUGCCUUGGGGUGAUGGUGACGAGGUCAUGAAAGGCAUGGAGCCUCAUCUUAGAGAAGAAAGGACUACGACUCCCAGCAUAUCAAAUCAGGCUGAAGACUUUCAACCAGACACGGCUCAUGAGCUACCCCAGGUUGUCUGCACUGACUGGAGUAACUUGAUUGGAAAAGGAUAUAUAAUACUGAACAUGUCAGACAACAAUGAAUGUGAAGUUUUCCGAGUGCAGAUGGGAGAUCGGCUGCUAGCCAUGGUGGAGACAGCUUUUUCCAGAAAGAUGGACAGCCCCCAGGGGUCUUGGUUAAUUUCUCUUGGAAAGCCCAACAAGCAAGACAAGCAACUGCUGAUGACUCUGGCCAGUGAAGAAGGGGUGAUUCCAUCAAAAGAUGUGCUCUCUAUGCUUGGAGAAAUUCAGAGAGGUCUAUUUGAGAUUGGCAUUCAAAACUACACCACAGCCACCAGCUGCCAAUCUUGGCCAAGUCAACCUCAGAGUGAUUAUGGGAAGCUGUUUGUUGUACUGGUCAUUAUUGGAUCCAUCUGUGUGGUCAUUAUAGUGUCUGGAUUCAUCUACAUCUGCUGGCAGAGACGGCUACCAAAAUUAAAAAGCUCGUCACCUGGUGAAGAGCUCCAUUUUGUUGAAAAUGGUUGUCAUGACAAUCCAACACUGGACAUCACAACUGACAGCCAAUCAGAGAUGCAAGAAAAGAAGCCGAGUAUGAACGGGGUCACGGUGGAAGGGGCAGAUAACUGGCAAGUUUUAAUUAACAAACCGACAAGAGAAGACAUGGAAAAUUACGAGGAGGACACUCAUCUUUAACUGGACUUGCACAGCAUGAUGGGAUGUUGCAUCUUUAAAAAAGCUUUGCAGACACUGUGAGACGUAUUUGCUCCUCAAGCUGUGAUCAUAUCAGUAUUUGCCAGGAUUUAAGAAUAAUAAUAUCAGCGCAAAUUAAGAACAAUUAUUUGCUGCACUGCUUGGGUGAUCAUGAGUAUUUAUCAAGGCUGUACAGUUUGUGCGAAUGUAGGAUAUCUUGUUCUGCAAAGCAAUAGUGGGACAGCUAGGAAGAAGCCAAAUAGUUAAGUGUUUAGAAGACUUUUUUCACCAUCUUCUGUACUCACAAUGUGCUGGGUUUAGUAAUAAGACACUAGAUGGGUUAUGAGAGUCAUCCACAUGCCACCAACAUUAUCUAGAAUCCAAGCAGUUUAAUCUUCGUCUUGCCAUAGUGGUAAAGUGAUACAAUGUAUUGACAUCUUUAUGCACAAGUCUUGUAUAUAAAAAGAAGGA
Erpetoichthys calabaricus (reedfish) is the source of this 2608-nucleotide messenger RNA. It is a transcript of the gene podxl2, whose product is annotated as podocalyxin-like 2. The transcript is spliced from 8 exons. Bases 464 to 2140 code for a protein of 558 amino acids. The record is from RefSeq and is a predicted model, not a curated record. Lineage: Eukaryota; Metazoa; Chordata; Cladistia; Polypteriformes; Polypteridae.